This is a messenger RNA of Rhea pennata, 1073 nucleotides long. RefSeq names its product trafficking protein particle complex subunit 3L (gene TRAPPC3L). Gene Ontology annotation, cellular component: cis-Golgi network membrane; cytosol; TRAPP complex. The record is from RefSeq and is a predicted model, not a curated record. Lineage: Eukaryota; Metazoa; Chordata; Aves; Rheiformes; Rheidae. Gene Ontology annotation, biological process: intra-Golgi vesicle-mediated transport; endoplasmic reticulum to Golgi vesicle-mediated transport.
AUGAAGUUGGAAAAAAGAGUAGGAGGAGCAUCAGCAGCAUUACAGAAUGCAGCAAAUACAUCUCCUGCAAGCAGAGGAGAAGAAAGGAGAAAACUUUGGAGAAGGGAAGGAGGAAAUAAAGUAACUGAGAGAAGAACAUACUGUUGGAGAAAGAAAAGAUAUAAACGGCCAAUCAAGUGCUUCAAGCAUUACAAAAGCAAGAUGUCACGACCACCAGGAAGAAAGCAAGACAAUCACAAAAUAAGCAGAGAACUUUUUGUGCUCACUUAUGGUGCUUUGGUAGCACAGCUGUGUAAGGACUAUGAAAAAGAUGAAGAUGUCAACACCUGUUUAGACAGAAUGGGGUAUGACAUUGGCAUAAGGCUGAUUGAAGAUUUUUUAGCUCGUUCAGCUGUGAAAAAAUGCCGCAGUUAUUCUGAAACUGCAGACAUGAUUGCACAGGUUGCUUUCAAGAUGUACCUUGGGGUCACCCCCAGGGUGAGCUGCAGCAGUGCCGCGGGAAAUGAGUUCUCUUUAAUCCUGGAUAAGAACCCAUUAGUGGACUUUGUGGAGGAGCUCCCUGCAGAGCGAGCAUCACUUUGCUACUGUAACCUCCUCUGUGGGGUGAUUCGAGGUGCCUUGGAGAUGGUCCAGUUAGCAGCAGAAGUUACCUUCCUCCAAGACAAGCUGAAGGGUGAUGCUGUGACAGAAAUUGGAAUUACAUUUUUAAAGAAGACUGAAGACAAAAAGCACAAAAGAAAUAACUGAAAGAAAUAUCAAGAGGAAUUCUUGCCAAGGGAUAUUUAGCUCUUUUUGUUUCUGAAGAAGUUACACAGGGUAAAAACGAAUCAGCUGCAAUCAUUCAUAAAUUUGAAAGGGGAAGAGAGUCAGAAAGCAAACACAAAGUAGAGGGGAAAAAUCUUCAUUAUCAUGAUACAGACAUCACUAUGAAAGAUCAAAAUGGCCUCAUCCUUUUACUUCCUUCUCACAUAACCAUGAUCUUGAUCUCAAUAGCAGUUUUACCUCAGUCUUGUGUGCAUGCUGGAUCCAAAAUAUCCAUUCAGAGGCCCACUUUUUUUUUUUUUUUUUUUUUU